AACACUUCGAAAGCAAAGCAAGUUAAUGGCCCGGGAUAUCUUAUUUUGCUGUUGUGAGCUGAAAUCUGGACUAUUGCAAGUUCUUUUGAUCAUUUCCAAUGUCUAAUUUACAUCCUCAAAUGCUAACACAGUAAUAGUUCGAUUUAUCAAUCAGAUUACGAUGGCGGACCUGGAGGGUCUGAAGAAGGUGCUGCGCUCGCUGGUGGUGUCGUCGGCGACGACGAUGGACGCGGCGUCGCUGCUGCGCGACUACCGGCGCAUGCUGGGCGAGCCGCUGCCCUCCGCCAAGCACGGCUUCCGCGAUCCAGUGCAGUUUCUGCGGGAGCGCUGCUCUGACUGUUUCUUGUUUGCGGGGCCGCAGAACAAUCCCAUACUGACCCUCAUUGUGACGGACUCCAUCAAACACAUUGACCAGUUUGUCCAGAGCCAGAAGUCCUCAAAGCUGGGAAGGGGAAAACGGAGAAGCGUGCCAGAGUCCAUAAUAAAAAAACCACAGCCUAGUCUAAUAGCAACCACGUUUAACAAAGAGGCCACUAAAAUACCAAACGGCAGACCAAUAACCACAUCCAACAGAGGAUACACAGAAAGAGAGCCACCGACAGAACCGAGGAAACCGGAACCAAAGGCACGAUUCACGGAACCCUGGAAACUGGAACCAAUACCACAAUAUUCAGAACCUAGGAAACCGGAGCCGGCUCCACAAGUCACAAAGCCUGUUAGCAUUACUACUACACCUAGUGCCAAGAAGGCUGAGUCGGUUGCCCCAUCAGCUAAGGUGGAGACAUUGAGCAACGGACACAGCGAGCAUGAAGAAGGGGACUCGCACCAGCGGUUGCAGCGGUUCCUGAAGAAGCGAAUGCCGGUGUACCAGUCGCAGAAGUUAGGCAGCAAAGAGUCGCUGCAGGACGAUGAUUCAGGCCGGCAGACUUCCUCCAGCCUGAGCGAGCGUUCGGCGACGGCGUGGGCGAACCUGCAGGCCGAGAUACUGCGGCUGGUGGCGCGCCGACCUGAAGGCCUCUGGUGCAGCGAGCUUCUACGGCUGUAUGAAGAGGAAUACGGCCACGAGCUGAACUUCGCUCGGUUCCGCUACCCGUCGGUGUCGGCGUGCGCGUGCGCGGUGGAAGGAUUGAGCGCGCAACGAGCCGCGGACGGCAACUGGCUGCUCACAGUACAAGGAGGACAGACGCCUGGCCCGCGCCGCGCGCCGGCGCUGCGCCUGCGCCGCGCCGCGCGGGACGCCUCGCUGGGCGCCAGCAGGCGCUCCAGUCGCACGCUACUCGACGCAGAUGACGCCUUGCCUGGCAUAGACUAUGACCCAGACGUGUUCCCCUCUGACUGCCUGAGCUUUCUGGAGAGCAUCCCGGCGGGCAGCCUGGCCGGAGUGGCCCCCGGAGACAUGCUGCCUGUAGUGGUGGCCGAGGUCUAUUCCCCGAGCCAUCUGUGGCUGCAGCGGCUGGGGCCUGAGCAUGACCUCAUGCAGGAGCACAUGGAUCAAAUGACAGAGUACUACACGAAAGGAGAGGGCGUGGAGCGCGUGCUCGCGGCCGGCGCGCGGCGGCCGGGCCAGUACUGCAGCAGCGUGUUCGAGGGCGACUGGCACCGCUCGCUCAUCGUGCAGGUCGUCGACAGCGACACUGUCAAGGUGCGGCACGUGGACUACGGCACGGUGGACACGGUGGCGGCCUCGUCCCUGCGGCCGCUGAGGCGGCAGUGGGCCUCGCCGGGCGCGCAGGCCGUGCGCGCGCGCCUGGCCGGGCUGCGGCCCGCCGCCGCCAGCCGGCGCUGGCCGCGCGCCGCCGCCGCGCACUGCCUGCAGCUGGUGCGCGAGCGGCGCCUCGUCGCCAACGUGGUGGCCGCGGACCAUGAGGAGAGCAUCCUGGAAGUGUUCCUGAUCGACACGUCGACGGACGAGGACGUGAACAUCUCGGAACAGAUGAUCCGCGCCGGGCACGCAGACGCGCGGCCGCUGCCCGCGCUCGGGGCGCGCGACGGCUACCUGCUGCCCACCUUCCACGCGCUCGAGACCGGCCUCACGCCCAACUACAGCGAGAUCCACGCGCUGCUGCGCGACGGCAUCGCGCUCGACUUCGUCGACUCCUACCGGAACCACGUCGCAGCUUUACUACCCACCUCUAGCGACGACAGCAGCGAGCCGGCCGAGCGCGCCGAGGCGGACGGCGCGCUCGAGUCGGACGAGCCCUCCAGCCCGCCGCCCUCCCCGCCCCCUCCGCUGGCGGCUAACCGGGUGCCGAUGGCGCUGUCGCUCCUCCGUCUCGCUCCCUCCCCGCCGACGGAGGAGCUCCUGGGACUCGGGCCGGUGCCGUCGCCCGUCCCGAACUCCACCCCCGCCGCGUCGCCGCGCGAACAGUCGGCCGAGCUCGACUCGCCCGUGCCGGAGAUUCAGGAGCGUUGCAUGACCCCGGUGACCUCGGCCCCGGAGCCACCGGCCGCGCCCGCUCCUCCCGCUCCCGCGCCCGCGCUCGCUCCCGCUCCCGCUCCCGCGCCCGCUAAGCCCUGCUGUGCCAACUCGUGCUGCCCCGCGCCGCACCCCGCGUCGUUCUACGCGCUCCCGUACUGCCCGUGCACGCAGGCCUACAAGCCGCAGGUCCAAGUUCCGGUCUCUGUACCUAUGGUCCGCCAUUAUGCGCCCGGGUAUUUCCGCCCGCGCGUGUCCCCCCAGCAGUACUAUCCCCAGUUCAGACCGCCGGUUAGUAUGAACUGCUACGCCGGCCAGCCAGUUUUCCACCAGGCCCACCAAAACUUUCCGGCCGCGCAACAACCACAAAGUUUUGUUCCGAAUUCGGCACAGAAUCCCCAUCAGUUCGUUCUGAACUCGAUGCAUAACCCGCAGCACUUCGUAUCGAAUUCGACACAAAACUUCAGGCCAUACCCGGGACCAAAUCCACAUCCAGUUCCUCAAAACUUUAGGCCUGGCCCUGUAACUAAUUCGCCAAAUUUCGGACCGUGCCCUGCGCCGAAUUCGCCUAACUUCGGACCGACCCCUUCGCCGAAUCCGUCUAACUUCGGCCCGAGUCCUAUGCCUAAUUCGCCAAAUUUCAGAACUAGCCCUGUACCAAAUCCGUCUAUCGUCGGACCUGCACCUAAUAGCGCUAGUUCACCAAAUCUGCAACUCGCGAGCCCCGCGCGAAACGGACCGCAACCCGCAAACUUCGGUCCGGGGCCGCUCCGAGCGUCGUCGAAUACUCUAAACGGAGACGGCCCCUCGGUGCGACUAGGCGCAGAAGAGUGCGAGAUAUUCGAGUUGCUUUCCCGCGUAGACCCGGGCGCCGCGCACCGUUACAUGAUCGCAGCGCUACGGCGCGCGCGCGGCGGCCCCGACCGGCCUCGAGGCCCCGACCGGCCCCCCGGCCUCAACCCCCACGCGGCCGAGUUCCGCGCGCAGCCGGACUGCCGCCCGCCGCCCGGCUUUGAGAACUGUACCAAGUAGCGCGUAACAAACACGGUUAGCCGGCCAUUGGUAAACCUUAUUGUAACGACAUAAGGCCUACCGAUGGUCAGUUAAGUGUUGCUAGUGUACCCCGCGACCGCCCUACCUCAACCGUUGCGAAAAGUACGCGCCCUGCUGCUAUUGCUAUUAGAGUCCUUCUAACUUUUCAAUAGAACAUAAUGGGGGAGUGCCAUUAUAAACGUUAUAUUUUCAUAGAAAUUUGACACUGCCACACAUUAUCAUUACAAAUGCCGCGCAAAGUCAGCUUGGUCCGACUAAUCAGGAACACAUUUAACUGACCUUUUUUACGAUAAAUAAAAGUUUGUGCCUUACUUAUACGCUUCAAUGCCGUUAUAUAACUAUAAAAGCUCAAUUAAAUGUGUUACUGACGGUUCUAUUGUGUGUGCUCACCGCUCCGCCCGACCUCGUAUAAGCCGUAUAAUUACUUCUCAAGUAUUACUCAUACCUUUGUAAAUAAACAAAUCGAUUAGAUAGCUUGAAAUAUUUUCAUGUUGUACAAGUAAUAAUAAGUACCUACGCCAUGCCUAGGCAGCGGGGUCGAAACAGCCCGUGAUCUUCGCGAAGCAGCAAAGAUAUUGACUGAUUAUUGUUAAUAAUACGCGACGCGUAAAUGUCGUGAGUAAAAUAUUUUGUGAUUGUAAGUUUUUCUGAUACAAAGUCAUUAAAUGGCGCCCUAGUGUAAGCAAUUUCAUUACAAAUGAUUAUUUGGAUUAAUCUCUUUAGAUUUCACUUUUUGUUCUUCCAUUUUGACUUAAGUUUUCAGUUGUUUUUUUUACAUACUUGUCCGCAAGUAUAAUUUUUUUAAUGUUGAUAUGAAUAGUUUAGUAUUAAGUAUAAAUCUACUUGUUAAUGUUUACCGCAUUUAACUACUGUUACUAAUAAUCUAUCUUGUUAAGUGCAAAUUGACAUUGAAUUUAUCAAUAAGUAAUCUAUAUCUCAAAGAAGGCUUGUUGGCCGCAAACAUAAUUGGAAUAAGUUUGAAAGGCAAUAUUUCCACGGCAACGAGUCGUAAAUCUGAGAGCCAUCGUUGAUUAGAUCUGUGAUAGUAGGUGUGGGUCCUCUGGGUGUGUCGUGCCGAGAGAACCUGGACCACUGGACUAUUAUUGUAAUAAAAACUUUCUCAAUAAAUAUUAAAAAAUGA
Cydia pomonella (codling moth) is the source of this 4610-nucleotide messenger RNA. It is a transcript of the gene tej, whose product is annotated as tudor domain-containing protein 5-like. The transcript has 13 exons. The record is from RefSeq and is a predicted model, not a curated record. The coding region runs from base 161 to 3448 and encodes 1095 amino acids. Lineage: Eukaryota; Metazoa; Arthropoda; Insecta; Lepidoptera; Tortricidae.